Protopterus annectens (West African lungfish) is the source of this 3050-nucleotide messenger RNA. It is a transcript of the gene PSMD2, whose product is annotated as proteasome 26S subunit ubiquitin receptor, non-ATPase 2. Gene Ontology annotation, cellular component: proteasome complex; proteasome storage granule; nucleus. Gene Ontology annotation, biological process: proteasome-mediated ubiquitin-dependent protein catabolic process; regulation of protein catabolic process. The record is from RefSeq and is a predicted model, not a curated record. Gene Ontology annotation, molecular function: enzyme regulator activity. The coding region runs from base 82 to 2808 and encodes 908 amino acids. Lineage: Eukaryota; Metazoa; Chordata; Ceratodontiformes; Protopteridae. The transcript has 21 exons.
CAUUCCAGUUAUUGGUCAGUUACCGGCUCCCAUGGAACACCGCGUUAGUAGAUCCCGGAGACUGUAAACUUGCUUGACACAAUGGCGGGUGGAGAUAGUAAGUCAUCAAAGGAAGAGAAAACCCAGCCUGCAGUAACUUCAGCAGCUGGUGGAAAGGAGAAGAAGGAUUCUGGAACUUCAGGAGCAGCGACUGACAAAGAGAAGGAGCAAGAACUGUCUGAAGAGGACAAGCAACUACAAGAUGAGCUGGAAAUGCUGGUGGAGAGGCUCAGUGAGAGCAAUGCAGAUCUUUAUCGCUCUGCACUUGAGGAGCUUCGUAGACAAAUACGAUCUUCUACCACAUCGAUGACCUCUGUCCCUAAGCCUCUAAAAUUCCUUCGACCUCACUACGGCAAACUGAAAGAAAUCUAUGAAACUAUUUCUCCAGAUGAAAACAAGCGUUUCUGUGCCGACAUAAUCUCUGUACUUGCAAUGACUAUGAGCAGUGAAAGAGAAUGUUUAAAGUAUCGACUACUGGGAUCCCAAGAGGAUAUUGCUUCAUGGGGCCAUGAAUAUGUCAGGCACUUGGCUGGUGAAGUUGCAAAGGAAUGGCAGGAUCUAGAUGAGAAUGACAAAGCUCAGCGAGAGACUCUCCUGAAACUGGUGAAAGAGAUUGUCCCAUACAACAUGGGUCACAAUGCUGAGCAUGAAGCAUGUGAUCUUCUCAUGGAGAUAGAGCAGAUGGACAUGUUGGAAAAGUACAUUGAUGAGAAUGCAUAUGCCAAGGUCUGCCUGUACCUCACAAGUUGUGUUAGCUACGUUCCUGAACCAGAGAAUUCUGCUUUGCUGCGCUGUGCUCUGGGAAUUUUUCGCAAGUUCAAUCGGUACCCUGAAGCAUUACGUUUAGCCUUAAUGCUGAAUGACAUGGAAAUGGUGGAUGAUAUUUUCACAUCCUGUAAAGAUGUUGUUAUUCAGAAGCAGAUGGCUUUUAUGCUUGGUCGGCAUGGUGUUUUCCUUGAGCUCAAUGAAGAUGUUGAAGAUUAUGAAGAUCUGACUGAGAUCAUGUCCAAUGUGCAGCUCAACAGUAACUUCCUUGCACUUGCCAGAGAGUUGGAUAUUAUGGAACCAAAAGUACCGGAUGAUAUCUACAAGACUCAUCUAGAAAACAACAGGUUUGGUGGCAGUGGGUCUCAGGUGGAUUCUGCCCGGAUGAACUUGGCUUCAUCUUUUGUAAAUGGUUUUGUAAAUGCUGCUUUUGGACAAGACAAGCUGUUAACAGAUGAUGGGAACAAGUGGCUGUAUAAAAACAAGGACCAUGGUAUGCUGAGUGCUGCAGCCUCCCUGGGGAUGAUCCUUCUGUGGGAUGUGGAUGGAGGAUUGACACAAAUUGACAAAUACUUAUAUUCUUCAGAGGAUUAUAUCAAGUCUGGUGCACUUCUAGCUUGUGGUAUCGUUAACUCUGGGGUGAGGAAUGAGUGUGAUCCUGCACUAGCUCUGCUUUCUGAUUAUGUGUUGCACAACAGCAAUACAAUGAGGAUUGGUGCAAUCUUUGGUUUGGGCUUAGCUUAUGCUGGAUCUAACCGGGAGGAUGUCCUCACCUUGCUUCUUCCUGUAAUGUCAGAUUCUAAGUCCAACAUUGAAGUGAUGGGUGUGACUGCCUUAGCCUGUGGUAUGAUUGCAGUUGGUUCCUGCAAUGGAGAUGUAACUGCAACAAUUUUACAGACCAUAAUGGAAAAGUCAGAACAGGAGCUAAAGGAUACUUAUGCUAGGUGGCUUCCACUUGGCCUAGGAUUAAACCAUCUUGGGAAAGGGGAGGCCAUUGAGGCCAUUUUGGCUGCCCUGCAAGUAGUACCAGAGCCAUUCCGAAGUUUUGCCAACACCCUGGUGGAUAUCUGUGCCUAUGCAGGUUCUGGCAAUGUGCUGAAAGUGCAGCAGUUGCUGCAUAUCUGCAGUGAACAUUAUGACACAAAAGAUAAAGAAGAGGAGAAAGACAAGAAGGACAAGAAAGAUAAAGAAAAAAAGGAAAGUACACCAGAGAUGGGUGCUCACCAGGGAGUAGCAGUGCUGGGUAUUGCUCUCAUAGCAAUGGGUGAAGAAAUUGGCUCAGAAAUGGCUUUGCGAACAUUUGGGCAUCUGUUGCGAUAUGGUGAACCUACCUUGAGGAGAGCUGUCCCCUUGGCAUUGGCACUGAUCUCUGUGUCAAACCCUCGCCUGAACAUCUUGGACACCCUCAGCAAAUUUUCCCAUGAUGCUGACCCAGAAGUCUCUUACAACUCCAUCUUUGCCAUGGGAAUGGUUGGCAGUGGUACAAACAAUGCAAGACUUGCAGCUAUGUUACGACAGCUAGCACAGUACCAUGCCAAGGAUCCCAGCAAUCUUUUCAUGGUCAGAUUGGCCCAGGGUUUGACUCAUCUUGGAAAAGGUACACUGACACUAUGUCCAUACCAUAGCGACCGGCAGUUAAUGAGCCAGGUAGCUGUAGCAGGCCUGCUGACUGUUUUGGUAUCAUUCCUGGAUGUGAAAAAUAUUAUUUUGGGGAAAUCUCACUACGUAUUAUAUGGGUUGGUAGCUGCCAUGCAGCCUCGUAUGCUGGUCACAUUUGAUGAGGAACUCCGGCCAUUGCCAGUAUCCGUUCGAGUAGGACAGGCUGUAGAUGUAGUUGGCCAGGCUGGAAAACCUAAAACCAUCACUGGCUUUCAGACGCACACUACCCCAGUAUUACUUGCGCAUGGAGAAAGAGCAGAAUUGGCAACCGAGGAAUAUAUCCCAGUAACCCCCAUCCUAGAAGGAUUUGUCAUCUUGAGAAAAAAUCCCAAUUAUGAUGUCUAAGUGCUGCCUUAUGGAGCCUGCCUUUGUGUGAAGGAGAGUUUUUCUACUUUACAUUUAGCCCUGUUUUUCCCUAUUUAUAUGGUCAUCAAGGAGAUUUUGCCAUCCUGUACAGUGCAGAAUCUUGUUUGGAAAAAUGAAACCAAGUUUCUUGCUACAUCAUUUUGUAUGGAACUGCACAAAAACAAUUUUGUCCAUGCUUUAUAAUGGUAUAUGUAUGUCAAAAUUAAAUGAUUUAAAAUUUA